UCCUUAUUCAGUCCUCUCUUUUUCCCUCUCUCUCUCACUCACCCACUCUCUCACUCUCUCACUCUCACUCUCACUUUCUCUUUCUCUCUUUCUCACGAUGGGCUUUCCGCGGUUCCUUCGCGCCGGUUCGUUCGGCCACGCGUUCCAGCAGUCGACCGUGUACAUGCGCAAGAUGCUGCUCGGGAUGCACAUGCGCCACCUGCGCAAGAUCAAAAAGCUCGACCUGCUCACCCCGCACCUCGUCCCAAAGCCAAAGCUGCGCAAGGGCGACAAGGUGCAAAUCGUCGGCGGUCCGCACAUUGGCCAACGCGGCGAAGUCGUCUCCAUCUACCGUCGCAGCGGCCGCAUCACCGUCGCAGGCGUGAACAUGGUCAACCGUACCUUGAAGACUGAAGCCAUCGGCGUGCCAAUGAAGAUGCCAUCGCCAAUCUUGUACAAGCACGUCAACGUUAUCGACCCGGUGCUCGACAUCCCGACGCGUAUUCGGUACGCUCGAGCACCGUCUGGCAAGCGAAUCCGCAUCGCUGUCAAGUCUGGAGCAUUCCUCAAGUCCAACAAGAAGCAGCGCAUCCUGAAACAUGCUUCUCAACUGACCUGGACAGACAAAAACUCGUACAAGACUUCAUCCGGCUUGGACGCUAGGGAAAAGACUUUUGUUGUUGACACCGUUCCAUUCCACGCUGCCAUCGUCAAGUCUAUCGGCGCUCAUCUGCGCCACGUCGAACAAGGCUUGCACGCCGCUCAGCAGACCUCCGAAGCGUCUACAUCAGCAACGUCGUCUCCAUUCAAACUCAGUCCAGAGGCCACAAUGCGACUUGCAAAGCGCUUGCCGGUCGCCGCUGCUUCUGUUGCUUCACAACGCGAGCCAAUGAACGCGCCGCGACUACCAGCUCGCAAACGUCCCUCUGCCUCCUCUGCAAAGCCAUCUCCUCGGGAUUCAAGUUCACUGCCUCGUUUGUAACAAUGCCAAACUAUUUUGUACAAGAACAAUGUCAUAGCUUUCCAUAAAAAGAGUGGCUC
Molecule: messenger RNA, 1020 nt
Organism: Capsaspora owczarzaki ATCC 30864
Lineage: Eukaryota; Filasterea; Ministeriida; Capsasporidae
Exons: 5
Coding region: 98-961 (287 amino acids)
Biological process (GO): translation
Cellular component (GO): mitochondrion; ribosome
Molecular function (GO): RNA binding; structural constituent of ribosome
Source: RefSeq, a predicted model, not a curated record